AUGAGCCCCCUGAACUCAACCUUCUUUACAAACACCAGUAUUGUUCGUCCUGACUUCUUUUUCAUUAGUGGUUUUCUUGGUAUUCCACACACAAUAUACUACUAUGUCUUUUUGUGCUUUGUUUAUGCCGUGACUCUACUGGGAAACACUUUUGUCAUGUUUAUGAUUUACACUGAUCACUGUCUUCACAAUCCAAAAUAUAUUCCAGUCUUUAAUUUGGCUGUGUCUGACUUGUGUGGAAGCACUGCAAUCAUUCCUCAGGUGAUUGACACCUUCAUGUUCAAAUCACAUUUAAUCUCUUUUGAGGCCUGUCUGACUAGCUUGUAUUUUGCUUUAGGGUUCAUCACUAUGCAAUCACUCACUCUCACUGUUUUGUCCUAUGACAGAUGUGUCGCUAUAUGUUUACCACUGAGAUACAAUGAGAUUGUGACUAGUAAAUCAAUGUUGGUGAUCCUAGCCAUGUUAUGGAUUUCUACAGGAAUGGCUAUUUUCUUAGCUGUGCUUUUUCUCAGCACACUGUCCUUCUGCAAAUCCAUUGUGAUAAACAGUUAUUUCUGUGACCAUGGACCCAUAUACCUUUUGGCAUGCAAUGAUAACACUCCAAGUACUGUGAUUAAUGCAAUAAUUCCUAUGAUGAUGCUCUUCUUACCAGUUUUUUUUAUAGUGGUCACAUACAUUUGCAUAGCCAGAGCAUUAUUAAAAACCGCAGCAGCCUCAGAGCGCCUCAAAGCCAUGAAAACCUGCACCUCUCAUUUGAUCUUGGUGAGCGUGUUUUACUUUCCUGUAUGUAUCACCUACGCAAUGGGCUCCUCCUUGCGCCAGAACAUCAGGAUGAUUAACUAUUCUCUGGCGACUGCGUUGCCCCCUAUGCUGAAUCCAAUCAUUUACUCACUGAAGACAGAAGAAUUCAGAGAAUCCAUUAAAAAGUUUUACAGAAGAAAUAAAUUUCACAUCACUGUAUGGAAUAAAUGA
This is a messenger RNA of Conger conger (European conger), 972 nucleotides long. RefSeq names its product olfactory receptor 1-like. Gene Ontology annotation, biological process: G protein-coupled receptor signaling pathway. Gene Ontology annotation, molecular function: olfactory receptor activity; G protein-coupled receptor activity. Gene Ontology annotation, cellular component: membrane. The transcript has a single exon. The record is from RefSeq and is a predicted model, not a curated record. The coding region runs from base 1 to 972 and encodes 323 amino acids. Lineage: Eukaryota; Metazoa; Chordata; Actinopteri; Anguilliformes; Congridae.